Molecule: messenger RNA, 108 nt
Organism: Penaeus monodon (black tiger shrimp)
Lineage: Eukaryota; Metazoa; Arthropoda; Malacostraca; Decapoda; Penaeidae
Exons: 3
Source: RefSeq, a predicted model, not a curated record
AAUCAUUAUAAUCACCAUCAUCAUCAUCCCUCUCCUCCUCCUCCCCCCCCACCCUUUUCCCCUCCCCGCCCCCCUCCUCCCCCAUCCCCCUUUCCUCCUAUUCCUCCC